UACAAUCGUUAUUCGCGUUUGAUGCCCGUUACUGAUCUGCUCCCUGACUCUGAUUGCCCUCUCGUCUCCUGUUGUCGCUUCCUUUUGAAUCCUCGUCUUGUCCUUCAAUAUCGCUGAGUUGCUCGAUCGUAUCUGGGCCGAUCGCGUAACUCAUUUCUUGCUGAUUCGGCGUUGCGUAAUUCUUUCGGGCUUUCGCGGUCGCGUUCCCUAUUGUUCUUCGCGUCUUUAUUCUUAAUACUAUUUGUUAUUUUAAUUGGGGCCGCAACAAAAGUAAUUUUAAUCUGGAGAUAAGUAAUCUUGAAAGUGGAGAAAAAAUGUGGUAUAAAAAAUUUACAGUUAAUUUGGGGACCAGAUGUUAUUACAAGAUUAUUUGCGAACUCAUGGAAAGAUUAUAAAUGAUAUUAAUAUUGACGGUUUGCCGCUUUUCAAAAGUUCUAAACUUAAGUUUUGGCCAAUUUUAGGACAUCUUGUUGGGACUUUGAAUGAACCCUUUAUUAUUGUUGUAUAUUGUGGGAAAAGUGAUCCUCAGAAUAUUGAGGAAUAUCUAGAAAAGUAUGUUAGUGAAUUAGAAGAUUUAUUUCAUAAUGGCUAUGAGUAUGAGGGUAACAGUUAUGAAGUUGUAAUUAGAAAUUAUGUUCUAGAUGCUCCUGCAAGGGCAUUUAUUAAAUGUUGUAAAGGACACUCAGGUUAUGCAGUUUGUGAGAAAUGCACUGUCAUUGGAGAAUACCAUAAUCACAGGAUUACUUUCGUGGAUCUUAAUCAACCCCUCCGUACAGAUGAGUCUUUCAGAAAUCGCGAGCAACCUCAACACCAUGAAGGAAUCUCACCACUUGAAAGGGUGAACUGGGCUUGUGUCACAAUUCCGUCUUGAUGCAAUGCAUCUUUUAUAUAUUGUUUGUUGUGCUAAAAUUUCUGCCCACAAAUGAAGAUCCAGAUAUAUACAUUGAGGUUGGUUUAAGAAAGUGGAUCUGCACAGACCUUGACAAUGAAAUGUGUGGAGAAACAUAUUGGCCCCCUAAUCCAAAAUCUGUCACACAACUGGUGAAAACUGAACAAUCUUUUAAAACUGAUUGGCCAAAACACGAAGUGAAAAUUAAAAGAUUUGAUAAUACUUAUCCACAAGCCCGCGAAGCUGUUUCUGGAUUCCUCGCUGAUUCAAAUUAUGAAACAGAGAUAGAGCAAAAUAUGGGCCGAGGGAGAAGAAAGAAAAAGGCUCGGCAAAUUGGGUCAGACAGUGAUACUGAUUUUAGUGGCCUUUCAAAAAUAACGACAAAAAUUAUUCCUGCUCCUCCUGUUGUGCCUUUCAAAAAAGUUUCUUCUGAUACUCAAAAUUGGGAUACUGAUUUGGAUGCCAGCAUCUCGUCAAAAUUGUUAAAGAGUUCCUCUAUUAUUAAGUUUAAUAACAAAAAGCCUAAAGGAGAAUAAAUGACUGUUCAAAGAAAAGAGGCAUCUUCUAAGCAUUCCGCGACGGAAUUGAAGAAAGUAGUUCAAACAGCAAAAACAAUUGCAGCCUCUAAAAUGAAAAAGCCGGAAUCAUUGGCUUCAUUCAGCAAGACAAAAAGUCCCUUAAAAUCCUCAACCUCUUGCAAUUCAUUACUUACAAAUAGCCCUGUUAACUGUGACGAAAGUGCUGUUCAGGAAGGGAUGACUCAUUCUUCGAACGUACAAUCAUUGACGCAAGUACCUGACCGUGUAUUCAGUAAGGAUGAUUCAACUUUAACGAAGGAUCUUACAUCAACUGAUCAUCAACCAACAUCAACUUUUAACACUGAUUCUGUGGACACUGCGCAAUGCAGCAGCAAUUCUUCUAAUUGUAAUGAUAAACCAAAAUUAUCUAAUUCAAGCGCUUCCCAUCGACGUACAUUGUUUAAAGAACAGUUGCAUGAUAAGAAUACAGAGAAGACAUUAAACACCGAAAUGACAGUUAAAAGGACACUGGUUACAGUAGAAAAAAUUUCUGGAAAGUUAGACAUUCUCAAUAUGAACGUGAGCAAGCUUAUGAGAGCUAUAAUACCCUCAGAAAAGAGAAUUUCGCGUCCUGAGAGAAUGCCAGCAUUACCUUUGCACACAAAACAACAUUUAAAAGAAUUUGAGACUUUUAUACAGGCGGAUCAUAAUUUGGCUGCUGCUUGUCACUACAUGUCUAAUCAAGCUAAGCGCGAAGAAUCCCGAAAGAAAAAGUGCAACAAACAUGCUAACAAAAUUACUCUCUAACACACUGGCAGGUGAAAUGAAUUGUGACGAAGGUAACGGGAAAAUAGCUUUCAAAACUCUCAUUACUCUCAAACUAUACAAUUUGUUUCAAGGAGCUUUUCAAAUAGCAUUUCCGGAUAGUGAUCUCACUGAAGCAGAUGCAGCCUUGACUGAGUGGUUAAAAGAUGCAAAAUGGCGUAAGCAGCGUGACGGCAGCUUGGGAAAUAGAAAUAAGGACUCGCAGAAGAACAAGUAGUUUCUUUCAUGAAUAAUAAAUUAAAAGAGCUUUAAGUUUAGUUAUUAUGAGUAAUAUAAACUCCUCUCGAGAAACUAUUUUGUAGAGAUUGAACAGUAUGGGAUUAUAUGUACUUAAUUAUUACUUACCAAAUAAUAGGACUUUUGAUGAGAAUUGACAGAUAAUACUUUGACAGAUUAUUUUGUUUUACAAAUUUAAAGAAAGUCAUUUAUGAUUAUUAUGUUAUUUUGGUGUUUAGAAAAAAUACUGCUAGCUGUAUUGGGUCAUAUUUUUUUUUUUAAUUUCACGUUUAUAUAUAGUCUGAGUUAGGUAUAUACUCCAUCCAGCAAGAGAACAUCCACGGGUUACACAUAGAUGGGCAAAGUGAAAACGUAGCGCGCUAUUAAGUACCACGAUACGUAAGUAUACGGCACGCUCGGUGUGGAUCAAGGAGAGCUUUUUAUGCGCGGAAAUCUGUUCAAAACGGACGAGUUUUUGUCUAAUCCGUGGAUUUUCUCUCGAUGAACGGAGUACAGGUCUGAAUUCUGAGAUUCUUUUAUUUCCUCACAAAUUAAGUAACUGCUCCGAUAAAACACUUUCAUAAAGAAAUGUGAUAAAAACGUUGUUACUCUGACUGAGUGUUGUUCUUUUAGUAUAUAUAUUUUUUAAAAGUAUUUUUAUAAUUAAAAUAUAUUUGUUCGGCUGUGUAUGUGUAGUCUUUUAGUUUAAAAACCGUACAAAGAGCUUUGCAAUAAUUGUUGUAUAACAUGCGUAUACCUAAGCAAAUUUUUUAAGAGAAUAUUUUUUGUUAUACGAAAUAAUGACCCUGAUUUUCAUCCAUU
Messenger RNA from Temnothorax curvispinosus, 3270 nucleotides. RefSeq lists its product as uncharacterized. NCBI's taxonomy places the organism in Eukaryota, Metazoa, Arthropoda, Insecta, Hymenoptera, Formicidae. The transcript has 6 exons. The record is from RefSeq and is a predicted model, not a curated record. The coding region runs from base 1426 to 2214 and encodes 262 amino acids.